ACAUUCGGGCUUUUAAAAGAAUAUCCAUCCAUGUCCUCCAUCUCCCGUGCACCAAUCUCUCUCUCUCUCCCUCUCUCUCGCUCAAGCCUAAAACAUUGCGAAAAUGGGAUCAAUUCCUGGUCUUGCUGACGAAAAACACAGCAGCAGCAGCAGCAAGAGCAAGAGAUCAUCUUGCUCAUCUUCCCUCAAAUCGAGCUCCUCCUCCUCCUCCACACGCUCGUCUUCUUCUUCUUCACUGUUGCUCUCGUCAUCAUCCCCAACUUCUACCGGUCCUCCGUCUUCCUUAAGAUCCAUGGACGACCUCUGGCAAGACAUCAACUUGUCCUCCCUCUGCCCGCCAGCCGCCACCUCCUCCUCUGCCGUCCACGGCGACGCAAACCUCCAGGACUUCUUGGGUGGUGGUCGGGGUGGUGGUGGACCCUUCAACGAGGACCCAACACCAAGUUCGAGAAAAAAUGCGUAUGACCCUGACCCUUCAUCGUCCAGCUGGCGAUUGGCCCCCGGGUCGGGUCUUCAGAACAGGGAAAAGGGGGCUCGGGUCGGGGCCACUUCUCGGGCCCGUAGUCAUCGUGCCAGCGGGGGAGUAUCUCCAGCGUGUAAUGUCUGUACCACGAAGACGCCGUCCGACGCGCAUGUCAAGCCCCCUGCGCCGGCGACAGUCCCUCCACCAUUAAAGAGGAAGAGUUCGAUGGAGAACAACGGCGAAUCGAGUGACCGGCGAUUCCAGCGGUUGAUGAAGAACCGCGAGUCGGCAGAACGUUCCCGAGCCAGAAAACAGGCUUACAUGAUGGAGUUGGAGAUUGAAGUUGAGCGUUUGCAUGAAGAGAAUGAUAGACUCAGAAGAGAACAAAAUCAGUUCUUGGCAGCAGCAGCAGCUGCUCAGCUUCCCAAAAAGCAAUCUCUCCGAAGAACGCUCACAUCCCCAUUUUAGUAAGCACAAGCAAAAAGCCUAACCGCGCGUUGGACAAUAAAAGAGAACAAGAGAAAUCCAACACGAUUCAGACUAGCCGGGGGCCUGCUGGUUCUGACAGGUCCUCAGGCACAGAGAGAGAGAGAGAUGCUUUCUUGUUUUCUGUUGUUUUGAAUAUGAUAAAAAGAGUGUAUAUACCUCGCACGGUGUCGCCUUUUCUCCUUAAAGAGAGGGGAUAAGGUGGGGUGAUGGUGGUGGGAGGAAGAUAAAGAUGGAUGCAUGGAGGGACCAUCUUUGCUUGGCUAUAUGAACGAGUGCUGUACAGGGACGUGAAACAACCAUGUCACUUCUCAUUUUUUUACCUUAUUUGCCUCUAUCUCCCUCGACCUAUCUUCCUCCUUUGCCCUUACAAGAGCAC
Molecule: messenger RNA, 1328 nt
Organism: Syzygium oleosum
Lineage: Eukaryota; Viridiplantae; Streptophyta; Magnoliopsida; Myrtales; Myrtaceae
Product: protein FD-like
Exons: 3
Coding region: 104-931 (275 amino acids)
Biological process (GO): positive regulation of DNA-templated transcription
Cellular component (GO): nucleus
Molecular function (GO): DNA-binding transcription factor activity
Source: RefSeq, a predicted model, not a curated record